AUGCCCAAAGAAGGAAUCUUCUUUCACCAAUUCGCGGUGGAUUCGCAAGUGUUUUUCAAAUCCAAAUAUUCGUAUGCGCUAGUCAACUUGAAGCCUUUGGUACCAGGCCAUGUGCUUGUGGUGCCCCUUCGGCAAAGUGUUCUUCGCUUUGGAGACUUGACGCCGCAAGAAUCCCAAGACUACAUGUCUUCCCUUCAGCUUAUCCAAGGCUUUAUUUAUAAGGUCUACAAAGCUGAUUCACUCAAUAUUGCCAUACAAGAUGGCCCAGAGUCAGGACAAUCAGUCCCUCAUUUACAUACGCAUUUGAUUCCACGGUAUAGGACCGAUAAACACGACGACAGCAUACACACUCAGUUGGAAAAGACAGAUUUGGCUGCAGCUUACGCAGACUUCUUUGCCCGCAAAACAGAGUUUCAAGAGAAGGGAACUUGGAAGUCUGUGCCAGACGACGAGAGACACCCACGUACGGCAGAGGAGAUGGCAAAGGAGGCUUCAUGGUUGAAGGAAGAGCUCGAAAAAUACGUGGCUACAAAGUAG
Clavispora lusitaniae ATCC 42720 is the source of this 537-nucleotide messenger RNA. RefSeq names its product bis(5'-adenosyl)-triphosphatase (gene HNT2). Lineage: Eukaryota; Fungi; Ascomycota; Pichiomycetes; Serinales; Metschnikowiaceae. Gene Ontology annotation, molecular function: catalytic activity. The record is from RefSeq and is a predicted model, not a curated record.